UUAGUCGUUCAUGUUAGCUUCCGGGAUCGAAACGAAAGCACAGUCAUCGGAUGAUAUUCAUUUCACGUUGCAACAUCUGAGAGUGACACGAUACAAUGGAGUGGUUCCCUGGCUCCAUACCACAGGCCAUACAGACAGCCAAGCAAAACAACGGUCUCUUUGUGGUUUACGUACAAGGUAAAAAUGAAGAUACAGAAAAGAUGGCUGAUGUUUGGGAAGACAAAAAUGUGAUAUCUACUUGCAAAUCCAACAAAUGUACAGUCAUUAAGAUACAAGGAGACAGUGAAGAAGGAAAAUUCUUUGGAGAAAUCUACCCUAUAUUGUUUUUACCCUCUACCUACUUCAUCGGACUGAAUGGUGUGCCGUUGGAGGUUACAGGAGGCCAUGUUGAAGCAGAUACAUUUGUACAGAACAUCACCACAGCACAACAGAAACUACAAGAGCAGAUAAGUAAACAUAAUCCUGCUGCAUCAUCUUCUGCUGUCUCAGAGUCUGUAACAAUGGGAAGUUCGUCAAGUGCAGCAGCCAAAUCAGCAGAUAAACCACCACUGCAAGACAGAGUAGAAAUGGCCAAAGCAAAGAUGGAACAGAAGAGAAUUGAGAAACUACAGAAAGAAAAAGAGGAAACCAAGUUAAGAGAAGAUGAACGACGAAAACUGGGAAAAGAUGUACAUAAACUGAAACAGUACCAGGAAGACAGACAAAGAAAAGAGCUGGAGGAGGAAAUAAGAAAAGACAGAGAAGAAAAUAAGAAAAUGAGAGAGAAAAUAAAAGAACAAAUUGCUAGAGAUAGAGAAGAGAAGGCUCAGAUGUACAAGAGAAAGAAAGACGAGCAGGAUAUAGAUGCUGAAGAGAAGAAGAAAGCCAAGCUUCAAGCUAAACAAGAGGCAGCAGCUAUGGAUAAUGCCAGGCGAAGUGAGAAUGCUAGGUUACAAAUACGCCUACCCGAUGGGUCGUCCAUCUCCAAUAUGUUCAACUCGUCAGACACUCUGGAAGCCGUCCAUCAGUUCAUCACAGCUACAACCGGACAUCAGAUGUCCCUAUCCACAACCUUUCCUAAAAGGUCAUUCACAGACGAGGACCGAGCUGAAACGCUAAUGUCCCUUGGCCUAGCACCUACAGCAGUUAUUAUCGCUGUCAAUCAUAAGUCACGUUCAUCAGCCCCAUACGGAGGAGGAGGGGGAGCAGUAAGCGAGGGAGGCAUUGUGUCCAUGCUGUUAGCUCCUUUUCUGAUGAUCUGGAACUUUAUAUAUUCACUUAUAUUCGGAGGGUCAGAGUCAACACCACCUGCAGGUCAGGGAUCAACACGACAGCAGAGGGCAGAACCUCAACAACAGAGGCCUGGCUCGAGUUAUCAGAAAAGACAAGCUAAUAAAGAUGGAAAUAUCACACGAUUUAGAAAUAGUGAAGAUGAUGAUGAUGAUGAGAAUGCAACUUGGAAUGGAAAUUCAACACAGCAGAUGUAAUUUGAAUUGUCAUCAGUCCAUAUCUAGGAUUUCAUAAGUUGACACUUUGUUGCAUGGGGCACUGUUCCAAUUCCCAUUCCAUUUGGUAAAACAGUUUUCAUUCAAUUACCUAAAGAUUAUGCUACAUGUACCUACACAUGUAUCUCCAUUGGAAAAGAGUUCUAUGUAAAGAAAUCAGUUAAGUGUCUUCAUGAAUGGUAAUUUAAUUAUGAUUAAUUUAUUGAUUACACUGUGGUUAAUUUAUUGAAAACACACAUUAAAAGGUUAUACUCAAGAAUGCGUGCAUUGAUAACAUUCAAGUAAAUCUGAGCAGGUAAGGAACCUUAGGAAUUUCAAGGGCGAUAACUCCAAUAUAAAUCACAGGUAUGUUGUGUAACCUUAUCAUUGCUGAGAAAUCUGAUUGAUAGAUUGUUGUCAUAGACUUAUAUUGGAUUACUUUGAUAUCAAUGUGCAAUUAAAAUAACAUGUACUC
This is a messenger RNA of Mizuhopecten yessoensis (Yesso scallop), 1938 nucleotides long. RefSeq names its product UBX domain-containing protein 4-like. The transcript is spliced from 12 exons. NCBI's taxonomy places the organism in Eukaryota, Metazoa, Mollusca, Bivalvia, Pectinida, Pectinidae. The record is from RefSeq and is a predicted model, not a curated record. The coding region runs from base 96 to 1466 and encodes 456 amino acids. Gene Ontology annotation, molecular function: protein binding.